CAGAAUCAGCUGACUCUGGCUCAGCUCGCCGCGAAGCCUGGGAACCCCAACCCAAGCAGGAGCCAACCCAUCAACCUGAACCAUUACACCACCAAGAAGAGCAUGGCAGAGAGCAUGCUGGAUGUGGCUCUCUUCAUGUCCAAUGUCAUGCGGCUGAAGAUGGUGCUGGAGCAGGGGCCAUCCUCUCAAUACUAUGUUACCCUCAUCACCCUCAUCAGCAUCUCUCUGCUCUUGCAGGUCGUCAUUGGAAUCCUCCUGGUGGCCAUGGCACGGCUGAACCUCAAUGAAGUAGAAAAGCAGUGGUGACUAAAGCAGCUCAACAAUGCUGCCACCAGUUUGGUCUUCAUCACUGUUGUCAUCAACAUCUUCAUUACAGCCUUUGGGGCACAUAAGACAGGAUUCCUGGCUGUCAGAAGCUCAAGGGAUCCUCUCUGAACUCAGAUGGGACCCAGGUGGGGGAUGACGGGAGGCUCUUGGGCCCAAAGCUUUUUCUCACCUCUGAGGA
This is a messenger RNA of Artibeus jamaicensis (Jamaican fruit-eating bat), 505 nucleotides long. RefSeq names its product ninjurin 2 (gene NINJ2). Gene Ontology annotation, biological process: cell adhesion; tissue regeneration. Gene Ontology annotation, cellular component: membrane. The record is from RefSeq and is a predicted model, not a curated record. Lineage: Eukaryota; Metazoa; Chordata; Mammalia; Chiroptera; Phyllostomidae. The transcript has 3 exons.